GUUUUCAUAUUUAUUUAUUUAUUUAAUUUAAUUUAAUUUGAAUUUUAUUCAAUGGAUUUGAACAGCGAUUCAGUUGACGCCAAAGUCAUUAAGGUUGGUGUCUCAUACGAUAUGAAACACCAAAAUCGUGGCAAAUGUGUUGUCUUUAAUCACCGGAAAUUUGACAAAUCGGAUGUUAAGCCCCGACCGGGAACUGAUAGGGACGCCGAAGAUGUUAUCAAAUGCUUUAAACGACUGCAGUUUGAUGUGAUUUGUGUAAAUGACGGCAGUUUUAGAGACAUUAAACAAACAAUGACUAAAAUGGCGAUCGAAGACCACUCGGACAGCGACUGUGUUGUAGUUGUAGUGCUAACACACGGCGACGAACAGAGCCUUUGGGCCCGAAAUGCCAAAUACCCGAUCGACACAUUGUUUGCAUACUUUACUGGAGACCGUUGUCCAACACUUGUAGGCAAACCCAAAAUAUUUAUAAUUCAGGCAUGUCGUGGAGAAGGCAUCGAUUCUGGUAUUAAAAUGAAAACUCUUGGUGUGGAUGAAGUGGAUAGCAAUCAUGAAAUUGUCUAUAAAAUCCCAACAAUUGCUGAUUUCCUUGUCUACUACAGCACCGCUCCGGGUCACUUUUCUUUCCGAAAUGUGGAAACCGGGUCCGUAUUUAUCCAAGAAUUGGUAGUUGCCUAUUAUUUCGAGUCCUAUUCGCCCGACAAAAAGGCUUACCAUAAGAAGAAACAAAUACCGAGAAUGGGAGGAAUAGUGUGGGAAUGCCUUCUGUUAUCGGUUAAAGGUUUGACACCUUUCCGCUCGAGGACUGACGGACUUACGUUACGGACCCGCAGGCGAACUGUAUNUCGAGGACUGACGGACUUACGUUACGGACCCGCAGGCGAACUGUAUCUACCUUUGGGUGCCGUCAGUCCUCAAGUCAUGGCAUUAACCCAUACUUAG
This is a messenger RNA of Medioppia subpectinata, 942 nucleotides long. NCBI's taxonomy places the organism in Eukaryota, Metazoa, Arthropoda, Arachnida, Sarcoptiformes, Oppiidae. The record is from the annotation of a GenBank genome assembly.